AUGCACGUCUCUUAUGUCCGCGAGACAGAUGGCGGUCCGCGGUGCUCGGUGAUGUUCAACGCAGAACCGCCAGGAUUCGAAGAAGGCCGUCGCUUUGUAUCCGACUCGGAAGACUCCGAUGGUGAGAACGCACCUAUCCACAACGUUACCCAGUCUCACCAGAGGAAGAAUCGUUGGCACCAUGUUCAAGAUUUGGACAGUUUUUUCACGCGCGUUUACCAGUACCACCAGCAGCACGGGCUCACGUGCAUGGUCCUAUCAAGCUCGUUCGAGCUGUUCCGCUUUUUCUUCAUUGUUUGGUUCUCGACGGAGUUGCGCCAUUGCGUGGACUACUCGAUCCUCUUCCGCGAUCACGACAACGAGCACGUGACGCUUUUUGACGGACUCAAGAAUCGCACCGAGUGCCACAAAAGCAUCCGCGAAGAUGCUACUUGGGUCUUUUUCCUGCUUUUUGCCUUUUUCUAUGGUGCUACGCAGUCAAUCAAGCUGGCCUUGCGACUAUUCAACUUCCUCGAUAUCAAAAACUUUUAUCAAGAGGCGCUUGGAAUUUCCGCCGAGAAGCUUGAGCAUCUCUCUUGGUUACAGAUCCAGGAGAAACUUCUCGAUGCCCAGAAGCUCAAUCAAAUGUGCAUUCACAAAGAGGAGCUCACUGAACUUGACGUUCACAAUCGAAUUCUUCGCUACAAAAACUAUAUGAUUGCCAUGAUCGAUCGUCAUAUUCUUCCGUUGCAAAGCCGUGUCCCUUUUCUUGGCGAGAUAACUUUCCUUACUGAAGGGCUGAGGAUAAAUUUGGAGUGGCUCCUUUUCGGAAAACAUCUCAACAAUCCAUGGGCGCCAUUUUCCUCCUUUCAACUCAAACCUCAAUACAAAAGAAGGGCUUGUAGAGAUGAGCGCGCGCAGGAUCUGUCCAAGCGCAUUCUUAUUCUGGGAAUCAUCAACUUGCUUGCUAUGCCCGUCGUUUUCAUCUUUCAGUUCAUGUGGACAUUCUUCAACUAUCUAGCUGUCGUCAAGCGGGAACCAGGCUUUCUCGGCAUGCGCAAGUGGUCUUUGUAUUCAACCUUUGCGCUGCGGCACUACAACGAGUUGAACCACCAGUUCAAAGAACGUCUCUCUCGAGCGAUCAAGCCAUCGAAUCGUUACAUGGAGUCUUUUAUUUCGUACUCCUUGGUAGAAAUCGCGAAGCUCAUCUCCUUCCUUUGCUCGGCUGUACUCGGCGUCUUCAUCAUUCUUGGAAUCGUGGACGACGAUUUCUUCCGUGUCGAACAUGCGCUUUCAAUUAUGACUUUGCUUGGAAUCGUGCUUGGAAUAACGCUUUCGUUAAUUCCUGAUGAUUUCUUUGUGCCACUACACUUCGAACUGCUUUCACUAGUACGAGACCAUGUGCAUUACAUUUCAAACGAUAUGAUCGCCGACCCAAAGUCGCCCGCUACGCAAAAGAAAUUCGCAACGCUUUUCCAGAUGAAAUUGGCCUAUAUUAUCGAAGAAUUGAUUUCACCUAUCGUAACACCGCUUUUCCUCAUAUUUAAACUGCGUCACCGUGCCCCAGAGAUCGUCGACUUCCUCCGCCAAAAUACAGUAGAAGUCCAGGGAGUGGGCGACAUCUGCAAAUUCGCCCUGAUGGAAAACAAGAGAAGUUUUAUAGACUCGCAGGAGCUCUACGGUGAUCACCAGUCAACAGGUCUUUCCUGUCCCAAGACGGACAUGUCGUUGGUGAACUUCUCCGUUCGCCACCCGAAAUGGAAGCCGCCAAAGGAAGGCCAAGAACUGCUCGAGAAGAUCAACGACAAACUAGCGCGAAUGACGAAUGUAAAUGAUAGAAGUCUUUUCACUCGGACAGAUCCGCUGGUCGCAUCUCUCUCUCCACUCGACAGUUGUUUGCUGGCGCCUCCAGCGCCAUAUUUGGGCACCAUUUCCGAAAACUCGACGCAGUCUUACACCAACAAAACGCAGCAAACUCUUGCUCAGAGCAUGGCCGCCUAUCACGACCUCGGCUCGACAUCGCACCGCAUGGCGACAUCCCUUCCCGCCGAAAACAACGCCGCUUUUGAGGAUUCCCAAAGCUCCUCGGUUCCGCCCGCUCUGACUAAAUCGAGUGCCUAA
Oikopleura dioica is the source of this 2100-nucleotide messenger RNA. NCBI's taxonomy places the organism in Eukaryota, Metazoa, Chordata, Appendicularia, Copelata, Oikopleuridae. The record is from the annotation of a GenBank genome assembly.